GGCAGCAGGAGCUUCCCACCGAAGUGUUUUUGUCCGGGCUGUUUCAGCGGCGACCGCGGAGGUUUUGGGGGUGCCCGCGUGGCUCUGGCGGCAGCGCUGGAGCGGCCGGAUCUGCUUUUCCUGCUGAAAAGGGGAUAACCGGCUGCGGGGAUAACCCCGACCGAGCGGCCAGGCGUGUUUGCCGGCGGCAUUGGGAAUUAAAAAAAAAAAAAAAAAAAGAAAAGAAAAGGCGGAAAAACGAAGAAAGCCGCAGCCGGAGGUUCCCCGGCGCUCCCUCCCCGGCGCUCGCCGUGUGUCCCCGCCGGUCCCGCUCCGGAAGCGGCGGCGCCCCCGGGCCCGCCCCGCUCCAGCCGGGAAGGGGCGGGAGCGGCGGGAGCGGCGGCAGGUGCCGCGGGCCGGCAGCGAGCGAGGAUGGCGGCGGGGGACCCGGAGCAGGCGCGGUACUGCGGGCGGCUCUCCUACCUCUGCCUCAAGCUCAGCCUCAUCACCUACUCCACCUUCUUCUGGAUCAUCGGAGCCCUCGUCCUCGCCGUGGGGAUUUACGCAGAAAUCGAAAGGCAGAAGUACAAAACUCUAGAGAGUGCCUUUCUAGCCCCAGCAAUUAUUUUAAUACUUCUGGGCGUUAUAAUGUUCCUGGUGUCCUUUGUGGGUGUGCUGGCUUCCUUGAGGGACAACUUGUGCCUUCUGCAAGCUUUCAUGUACAUCCUUGGUAUCUGCUUGCUGAUCGAGCUGACCGGUGGAGUGGUGGCCCUGAUCUUCAGAAACCAGACAAUCAAGUUUUUGAACGAUAACAUCAGAAGAGGAAUUGAGAAUUACUAUGAUGAUUUAGACUUCAAGAACAUCAUGGAUUCUGUUCAAAAGCAGUUUAAGUGCUGUGGUGGGGAAGAUUACAAGGAUUGGUCCCAAAACGUGUACCACAACUGUGGGGCGCCGGGCCCGCUGGCCUGUGGGGUGCCCUACACUUGCUGCAUCAGAAAUAAGACAGACAUUAUCAACACUAUGUGUGGAUACAAAACCAUCGACCAAGAGCGCUUGAGCGUUCAGAAUGUCAUCUACGUCCGAGGGUGCACGAACGCGGUGCUGAUCUGGUUUUUGGACAACUACACCAUCAUGGCUGGAGUGCUGCUCGGCAUACUGCUGCCCCAGUUCCUGGGCGUGCUGCUGUCCCUGCUGUACGUCACCCGCGUGGAGGACAUCAUCGCGGAGCACAAGCUGGGCGAGCGGCUCUUCGACGACGCGCGGCGCAGGCCGGCGCCCGAGCUCGGCAAGGCUGGCUGCUGCAUGUGCUACCCGGGGUGACCCUGGGCACCCUGAGAGCGGUGAGAGCCGGGCAAACCCUUCCCGGUCCGGAGCAGCGCUUGCUGGUGCCACGGUGCCCUCGGCGUGCCCACAGACGCCCCCAGCAAGGGCCCAGCGCCCUCGCGGGAUCGCUGCCGGGGAGGUGGGUUUGUGGAUCAUUAAAAUCUUCUUUUUGAGUGAUUGCUGAGCGAUAAACAAAGCCCAGGGCGACUGCUCUGGGGAGACGGGAACGUCGUCGGUUUCUGGGAAGCGCCUUUUCGCGCCUUGGGGAUGUGUCGUGUUUAAAUGGUUUGUCGUCUCCGAGCCUUAUUUUCUUACUCCUUCCAAGAGAGAUUUCUUAUGGAUCUACACAGUGAUUAUUAAACGUUUUUUGCUAAUCUUGGUGACUUUACUGACAAUGAUGGAUGUGAUGCCGAUCGCUUUCAUUGCUCAGUUUUCUGUGCCUUUGAAUAACGGGGCAGAUGCCAACGUGGAAUCAGUCAGGUAACGCUUGAUAUAUUUUUUUAAUGCAAUUUAUUACCGUCUGGAUUUUGUAUAAACUCACAAGAUGUUUUGAGUUUUGGAUGUACUGUAUCUUUCCUCUUUAGUAAAUUAACUGGGUGAUUUAUGACUUUCUGGGGUUUUUUUGGAGUUCUGUAUGUCAAAGUGUUUCUAAAUUUUGUUGUCAAAAUAAAAACAGUAAGUUGUUUUUCUUAAAAAAAACCAAACAAACCACAGAGAUUUUGUCUAAUAUGUUUUUCAUUUUCUUAUGUAAGCUAAGCCUGUCCCUCAGAUGCUGAGAUCCCAAGGUGGAAAUAGGUGGAGCUGUGAUUCUGGCUUGGGUGGUGCUGCCUGCCUGGGCUUUUGGAGAGGCGCUGAA
Myiozetetes cayanensis is the source of this 2158-nucleotide messenger RNA. RefSeq names its product tetraspanin 15 (gene TSPAN15). The record is from RefSeq and is a predicted model, not a curated record. Gene Ontology annotation, cellular component: membrane. The transcript has 8 exons. NCBI's taxonomy places the organism in Eukaryota, Metazoa, Chordata, Aves, Passeriformes, Tyrannidae. Bases 412 to 1299 code for a protein of 295 amino acids.